This is a messenger RNA of Carica papaya (papaya), 1107 nucleotides long. RefSeq lists its product as uncharacterized. The record is from RefSeq and is a predicted model, not a curated record. NCBI's taxonomy places the organism in Eukaryota, Viridiplantae, Streptophyta, Magnoliopsida, Brassicales, Caricaceae.
AAACAAAUUAUAAGGGUGAAAUUGUGAGAGAAGAAAACAUGGAGAGUUUUUGGUGAAGAUGACACAAAAGUUCUGAUUUUUGGUUUCUUUCAUCUGGCAAGCUCAUGAGUUAAAACAGACCCAGGAAUCUGAAGCUAUUCAUCUGUGAUUCUCUCUGGUUUACUCGGGAAAAUUUUGGUUUUUUAUUGGCGAGAAAAGAGGGAGCUUUUAUGUCUCAAACUUGUGUUUUGUGUAGUGAAGUUUCCUCCUUGCUAAUCUGGGGUAAGUUUCUGAAGAGUUCAAUUCUUUUUAGCCACAGAUCUUGAGGUCAGCGAAAGUUUUAUUUAUAGAGAAAUAUAUAAGAUGGAGAAAGAAGGGAAGAAUCAAGGAGGGAAUAGAGCAGAGGUAGAUUUUCUAUUGCAGUGGGGAGACAGGAAAAGGGUUAGAUGCAUGAAAGUGAAGAAAGACCAAAACUUUGGUAAGAAGUCAGUGGACAGUUUGGCUAAGAAGAAAAUCGGCUCUCGUGUUUCCUUUUUUGAGAAGAAAUCUCCCUCUUCACAGGCCAAUCGUCCAAAUAGGAAUUCAGAUUUACCAAUGAACAAUAGAAAACCAUCUGUGGCUUCUCCUGAGAAGGAAGAGAGGUACUACACAACCAGGGGUUCUUCUGGUUUGGAUGAUAAUGAAAAGGUUUUGCUGGAUAGUCUAAAGGAAAAUAAAGCCUUCGUUUGGCCAAAGCUCUUUACCACAUUAUCUAGCAAAGAAAAGGAAGAGGAUUUUAUGGCUAUGAAAGGGUGUAAGCUCCCUCAAAGACCUAAAAAAAGAGCCAAGUUGAUCCAAAGAAGCUUACUUUUGGUGAGUCCAGGGGCAUGGUUAUCUGACCUCUGUCAAGAGAGAUAUGAAGUAAGGGAGAAGAAAACUUCAAAGAAGAGGCCUAGAGGAUUGAAAGCUAUGGGGAGCAUGGAAAGUGAUACAGACUGAAAGAACAGGAAAUUUUGCUAGCUAGAAAAGACAGCAAGAGACAUAGAAUCUUUUUCUAUUUUGAGGGAAUAUGGAGCUGUAUCUUGUUUGUCUUUGUAGAAAAUGGCAAUGACACUUGAAAAUCUGGGAAAUAAAAAUCUCUUGUAACAA